AUGUUUGUUCACCCAAACAGCAGUGCACCCACCAUCCAACAACACUCCCCAGGCCUGGCGUCACAUGGUGCAGCGGCUGAACUGCGCAGCCACCAGCUUCGUUACCUCUCUGACGACUCUGACUCAGAGUCGGAACCACCAGCAGACAACUCUGAAUCUGAAGAUAGCGACAGUGAGAUCACUGCUCCAGCAACCAGCAGUACUCGAUUACCAGCUGUGCCAGCCUUGAAGCGACGCAGGGUUGACGUGCUGCACUGUGAGCAGAGGAGGAUGAAGCAGGAGAAGUACCUCGAAGAGCUCAAGGGAGCACUCGCGGCAAUCGAAAAGCAUUUGAAGUCGAAGAAGACGGCUUUCAUUGGAGGUCUGAAUGGGUUGCAAGCCAAACGUGCCCGUUCGAUCCAGAGUUACCUGAUGAUGGUUGUCAAGAAGGGACGUUUAUCAAUUGACGCCUCAAAACGAGCUGCAGAAAGCCAUGGAUUUGCUGCGGAAUGGGGAGGCCGUCAGGUGCGCCGCUGGACCAGGUUAUGGGUGUCAGAGCACAAGCUCCCAGAGUCCUUGCAGGGCCGUCAUGCCAAGGUGUACUCACUCCUGAGUGAUCCUGCAAUCGCUGCAGAGCUGCGUGCAUACAUUCGGUCAAAUAAAUGGGCCAUGAACCCUGACAAGCUUGUUCAGUUCUCCCAAAACAAACUGAUACCUGCCGAAGCAGAUAAAUACCUCAAGCAUGUUGUCGAUGAAGAAAUGCCAUGUGGCCUCAAGCGAUACAUGGAGCUCGAGAUCUUUCCCUGUAUUCACCUGAAGGUCAGCCAUGGCAUCUCACUGAAUACUGCACGUCGAUUUGCAAAUGAUGCGGUGGAUCAAUACUGGGUAUUUGAGGAUGAAUUUCGACUGCGUAAGAAGGGAGCGGGUCGUGGUCUUCAUCGCAGUGAUGUCAUUUGUUCAACCAUCGGCCACUUGGUUGAAGCAGGGGAGUCGUUGGAAUAUGGAAAGAACUAUGAUGGUUAUUGGCGUGGCGAACACUUCUGCAAUCAGCUCAAAGAUAAAAUCAUCCCUGCAUUUGAGCAGGCUCACGGCCCAGGCUACCAAGCAUUGUUCCUCAUCGACAACUCACAGGGACAUGCUGUAUACUCUGAAAAUGCUCUCCUUGUCAGCCGCAUGAAUGUCAACCCGGGUGGGAAACAGGCGCACAUGCGAAAUGGCUGGUUCAUUCAUGAUGGCAUUCGCAUUGAGCAGGAAAUGAUGUUCCCAACCAAUCAUCCUGAGCACCCUGGAGAGCCAAAGGGCAUAAAAACCAUCCUCACAGAACAUCACUGCGACUGUACUUUCGAGACGCUGAAAGAUAGUAUGCCACGAGCCCUGGCAUCUGUCGAGUUGCAGAGUAUCCGUCUGUGGGAACAUCGGACACACAGGUGGAUAGAAGCUUAUCAGUUGGGGCUUGGGAUAAAAGAUGCUCAGCUUAAGGUUCGGCAGUUCAGUUCAAUGAAAUACAAGUCCCACAGACGUGUUCCAGAAACAGUAGCGCAGCUCUUCGACUAA
Messenger RNA from Suillus paluster, 1533 nucleotides. RefSeq lists its product as uncharacterized. The record is from RefSeq and is a predicted model, not a curated record. Lineage: Eukaryota; Fungi; Basidiomycota; Agaricomycetes; Boletales; Suillaceae. The coding region runs from base 1 to 1533 and encodes 510 amino acids. The transcript has 5 exons.